AUGUCCGCAAUUUCGCCACAUUUAAGUGCUUAUCAUGCUGCAGCAAACAUUGACCUGGACUGUAUUGAUGAAAUUACAAUCACUGAAAUAAUUCCACUUCUUUAUUUCACAGUCGAGGACAUUGAGCUACUUAUCCUUGACAAAAUAUCCGAUUAUAAUCUUCUUAAAAAAUCCACUGAACAAAUCCAACUUCUAGACACCCUGCCGCAGCCAUCCCUUCUAUCAGACGUUAUCUGUGGAUUGUCCUUGCACUGUUCUCAUGCGGCUCGCGGUCUGAUUCGUCUACUCCUUCUCAAUUUUCCUCAUCUCUGGCCGAUUUCACUUCGUUGCCUGCCGGAAUUCGUUCUCCAUCUUGCCCUCAGUUUGCAUCGAUCCGAAGGAUAUGAUUUGCUCGGAUUUUUUAGGCGCAUCCUUUUUGACGAGGGCCGUGACACCUGUGAGUGGUUCGGAAACUACGUCAAGACGCUGCCGGAUACCGAUCCGAACCUUCUAAGUGAAGUGAACAGUCGCCUCCUCUCAAUUGGCCUUUCCCUCUUGGGCGAUUCGAAGACGGCCAUUCCCAAAGAAAAACUCAUACUGGCGUUAGAGUUUUUGAGGGUUGUGGCCGCCCUCCGAGGCUUCGCCGACUUUCCUGAGGAGCAUGUCGUAAUCUGGCUGCAUCGCUUGCUUAACCGUCAGGACGUCUUCCACGCUGCCCUACGUCCUUCCAGCAGUGGUGCUGCACCACAUUCUUACUCUCAGCUCCUUCUCCUGCUGGCCUUGUUGUUUCACACCAAUCAACAGAGUGCUAUCCGCGAACUGGUUGCCGAAGUCUUGGGCGUAGAUGCGCCUUGUCUAGCACGUAAUAUCUCCGCUUCGCGCAAGCUCUUCACUCAAAAGGUCUUCACUGAGCAGCUGAUUGCCGCCCAAGCUGCCCACGUCCCCGUCACGGUCGGUCUUAACGCGCAGAUGGCUGGAUACUUACCAAUCCAUUGUGUACACCAGCUGCUCAGGUCCCACGCUUUUAGCAAAAACCGCGUGCAGAUCAAGGUACUGUGGAUAUUUUUUAAAAUUCUUCUUCUGUUGCCCUUUGAGUGUUUUCUUUUUGAUGACAAUCUUAGUGCGUCCGUUUUCUGUUUUGGUUCCCAUGGCAUUAUCUGA
This is a messenger RNA of Dibothriocephalus latus, 1140 nucleotides long. Lineage: Eukaryota; Metazoa; Platyhelminthes; Cestoda; Diphyllobothriidea; Diphyllobothriidae. The record is from the annotation of a GenBank genome assembly.